Messenger RNA from Misgurnus anguillicaudatus (oriental weatherfish), 4181 nucleotides. RefSeq names its product P2Y purinoceptor 3. Gene Ontology annotation, cellular component: plasma membrane. Gene Ontology annotation, biological process: phospholipase C-activating G protein-coupled receptor signaling pathway; cellular response to pyrimidine ribonucleotide. The record is from RefSeq and is a predicted model, not a curated record. NCBI's taxonomy places the organism in Eukaryota, Metazoa, Chordata, Actinopteri, Cypriniformes, Cobitidae. Gene Ontology annotation, molecular function: G protein-coupled ADP receptor activity; G protein-coupled UTP receptor activity; G protein-coupled UDP receptor activity.
AAAGGUUUCUUCUAUUGUAUUAAAAUUGUUAACGUAUACAGGGGUGAAAGUCUUUUAUUACUGUUUUUGACUUAAAUAUUUGAAUAGUUAAAUUGUGUUGAAUAUAUAGGCACCCUACUCAAACAUGUUCAAGAUAUUUCUCUUUCUCAGAACUCAUCCCGAGGCCGUUUUUCUGAAAAGUGUCACGUUUCCAAAACCUGUCUAGACAAAUCUAGCAUGCUCCCUUCAUUCCAGCUGUCUCUGUGAUGGAGAGAGCCAAGAUACAUGAAGAUCUGAUCUGUCAUUCAUUGAGAUGAGACCCGGGGUGCGGUGGAUUGAUGAUUAAGAAUCGAGGGAAAUUGCUCAAGGUGCUUUAAAUCCAAUCAGACAUCUGCAAAGUUCAUGUAGUAUUGGGCAAAGGCAAGCUUGGAGCUCUUGUGAAACGGAUUGUCUCAUUUCUGUUGUGCAAGAUGUUUGAUGACGACUAGCCGUGAUGAAAGAGAAGAACUGAAAAUCAAGUGAACGUCUUAAGGCGUGCUUUCCGUAAUCAUUGUUUGGAUAAGAUCUUAAAGACGAGAUGCAACCUGCAGCAUCUUGUGAAGCUUUCUAGUGUUUCACUUGAAAUGAAAGCCUACUGUGAAUGAAAAUGCAUUUAAUCACAGCCUCUCUUUAAGAUUAUUGACUGUGUGCAGAGUAUUUGAUGGUCUUUUUUAUCUUAAUGAAUGAUGUCUUCUGUGAUAGUGGAAGCACUUCAUUUUUAUAAGAAUUGAGGCCUUUACAUUGAGAAGUGAAAGCAGAAAGAGGAAUGUGAAUUCAGACUUUUCCUCUGUUGUAACGCAAGCUUGUGUCAUAUGAUGAGUAAAUGUGCAAAACCGUUAUGCAACGCACUGUAAACUUCAUUUGCCUCUAGACACAAAAACGGCCACAUGAAUAUUUCAACAGUGCUAAUUUAGCUGGAUAACGUUCAACACGCAAUGCCUUUUAAAAGAGAUGCACAGAUCGACCGGUCAGAGACCGGAAUUGGCAGAUUUUAUGCAUGAUCAGCCGGACGGCAGUCAGUCUUACAACAUUCCGAUUGUGAGCCGGAAGUCUGAUUCCUAAUGUGAGUCGAGAUGACGUCUCCAAACAUUUCCACUCAGUCUCUGCCCUCCUGCACCUAUAAUGAAGACUUUAAGCGCUACCUCCUCCCAUGCAUCUACAGCCUGGUCUUCAUCCUCGGUCUGCCGCUCAACUUCAUCAUCAUCCUGCGCAUCUGGAACUGUCGGCGCGCACUGACGCGCACCAAGAUCUACAUGCUGAAUCUUGCGGUUGCGGACUUUCUGUACGUCUGCUCACUGCCGCUCCUCGUCUACAACUACGCCAGCAAAGACUACUGGCCGUUUGGAGACCUCGCCUGUCGCAUGGUUCGCUUUCAGUUCUACAGCAACCUGCACGGCAGCAUCUUCUUCCUCACCUGCAUCAGUUUCCAGCGUUACCUGGGAAUCUGUCACCCGCUGACGCCGUGGCCCAGACGAGGCGGGCGCAAGCUGGCCUGGAUCAUCUGCGCGUGCGUCUGGGUGGCCGUGGCGGUGCUUUGCGCCCCUACGUUCGAAUUCGCCGCCACCGGCACCCAGCGCAACCGCACGGUGUGCUACGACCUGAGCGUGCCGGAGCGCGCGCUCGAGUAUUUUCCGUACGGCAUCGCAUUGACGUGUCUGGGCUUCGUCUUACCCUUUGUGGUCAUCUUGGUGCUUUACUGUAAAAUGGCGAAGGUUCUUUGCCAACCAUGCGAAGCUAGAGGAGACUCGUCGGAGGCAAAGACUAAAGCUGUUAAGAUGAUCAUCAUCGUAAUGUUAGUAUUUGCGAUCAGCUUUCUGCCAUUUCACCUGACAAAGACGCUUUACCUGUUGGUGAGGACCUUUCCCACAGCAUCAUGUGAACUGAGGAACUUGUUGUCGGUGGUCUACAAAAGCACCAGACCCUUUGCCAGUAUGAACAGCGUACUGGAUCCUAUUCUGUUUUACUUCACCCAACCCAAAUACAGACGCAGUACACGAACUUUACUACUUAAGAUCACUUCACAGAAAGAGCAGAAGUAAUUUGACUUACCCUUAUGAAAAUUAACCAUGGUUUUACCUCAGUUAAAAAAACAUGGUUACCACAAAAUAAUCAUGCUUUUGGGAACCAUGGUAUUUCUUUAUUCGUCAUGCCAUUCCAGCAUCUAUGGCUAUUUAUGGCAAGAACCGGUUAAUCCAUAAACAAGUUGAUCAUCACACAGGUUAGGGGAGGGGCAGUUUGGUAUCUCCAAUUCACCCAACUUGCAUAUUUUGGCCUGUGGGAGGAAUCCGGAGUACCAAACCACCCACACUGACACAGGGAGAACAUGCAAGGCACCUGACCUAGCUGGGGCUCAGUAAAACCAUGGUUUUGCUAGUAGUAAUCAAUACACCAAAAAAAAGUUACUUCACUUUUACCACAAAAACCCAUGGUUAAUUUUCGUAAGAGUUGUUGUGAGUGGGCCUUAAAUUGUAUUAAAAUACACGUAGACCAUGUGCUAUGCUAUAUUUGAGUAUUAUGCACACCAUGAAGUUUAAACAUUAGCUCCUAUAAUAUAUCAAUGAUGUUUCGUGUAUGAAGCGAUACAAAAACCAUGAAGUGUGUGUGUACAUCGAAGAUUUACUAAAGGAAUGUGACUUUUGACUCAUAUAGUGUUUCUGUAAUAAAAACAUUUAAAGGGUUUUUAUACCCUGUGAAUGGGGGAAUGUGGAUGGUGAGUUUGCCAGAUUUUUCCUGGCUGGGUUUAAUUCAGUUACCAAAUCUCUUAAAAAUCAAGUUUCCAAAAGGGUCUUCAAAAUGAAAACCUUUAUGUUAAGCUUCUUUGUAGUGAUUAAAGGUCCUACUGACUACAAAAAGGUAUGAAGAACUUGGAUUUUUCACUGGAGAACCAGAAAUGGUUUUGUUAUGGCAUCGCUGCAAAGACCCCUUUAACAAGCUUGAUUUUUAAAGAGUAUAGGUCCAGCUGAUCUGUGAAGAGGUAGAGUAUUUUAUUUAAAAGCAGAUUUUGUUUAUUCAAAGUCUGUAGAAAUUAACAAAACUAAUGUAAGAAGUGUAGGAGUGAAAAUGUGAUGGUGUUAUUAUGUGUCUAAUAUUAAACGGAUGCAAACAAAAGCUCCAUCUGGGUAACACAGUACUGCCACAUCUGCAGCACAUUAUCUGACAGUCAUUAUCUCAUUGUGUUUGAUGACUUAAUUUGAUGUCUUGUAUGUCAUGUUAUUAGUUGCACAUGUUCAGGUCCUGAUCCAGGAACAGAGAAAUUCUGUAAAACUCACUCUGUGUUGAUGCGUGGCAUUAAAAAAAACAAGGCAAUUACAUUGCAUUUAAAAUACUUUACUUGAUGUUUAAGCUUUAAAAUUAUCAAAACUAGAAUAGCUGUAUUAAAAACAAGAAGAAAUUCACGUUUGCAAGUGAAAAAAGUAGAAAACACUGCACUGUAAAAACUUUUUUGCUGCCUGGUAUUUUUUUUUUGUUUAAUCAACUCAUUUACAAGUCAUUUUAACUUAUCUUGACUAGAGAUGAGUUGUUAUAACUUUUAAAAUAUAGUUGAAGUAAGUAAAGAUAAAUAAUAGUAGUUGAAAUGACUUGUAAAUAAAAAAAUUUAAGGCAGCAAAUAAAUUAUAUAAUAAUUUUAUCUGUACUGUGACAGGCUUUUGCAUUAUAAAUGUAUGCAUAUUUCCUUCACUUGGCCAGUAUCAUGUCUGUGUAAUUUUGUAUUUAUCUUUAUAAAGAUGAAUGAAUUUUGUCAUUGAAUGAAGGGUGGAGCAAGUUCUGAACUACUGUCUCUGCAUCUUAAAUGGAAUAAACUGCCUGUAGAUGGCGCAAUGUACUCACACAACAAAAGGCAGACACUGCUACCGUCUAAAUAUUGCAUGACAAAGUAUUAUUUUUGCAUUUACAUCGUAAAAUACACUGUACAAAUGUAUACCCAUAUAAUGAAGAAAUUGUCAAGUUAAUACAGUGCCAAUAUUGUCUUUCUACUUGUGUCUAUAUUGUCGUUUGUCUGUACAAAAACAUUUAAGUGCAUAUUCAAAAUAUACUCGAUAAUAAAUGCUUGUCUAAUUAAUAACAGUUCAUGUUCAAAGAAAAUGAAUGUUUGUUUCAUAUAUGAAUAUAAACACGUGAAGUAGAUGUUAAUAUAACAAAUAAAAUCAAAUGUUUGUCCUAAA